Phytophthora sojae is the source of this 1308-nucleotide messenger RNA. RefSeq lists its product as hypothetical. Lineage: Eukaryota; Oomycota; Peronosporomycetes; Peronosporales; Peronosporaceae. The transcript is spliced from 2 exons. The record is from RefSeq and is a predicted model, not a curated record. Gene Ontology annotation, molecular function: GTPase activity; GTP binding. Bases 1 to 1308 code for a protein of 435 amino acids.
AUGCCGCCGCGAAAGAAGCCGUUCAGCGGCAAGGCCAAGAAGCAGCAGGCUUGUAACGUCACGUUGGCACAGGCAUCUUCAGGGCGAGCUGAUCUUCGCACGAUCUUCCAGAAGGAGUCCAAGGCUGCCGUUGAGGCCAGGAAGAAGGACGCAACGCGCGAGCUUGUGUAUGCGGCCGAUCGAGGCAACUCGCAGUCAAUUUACGCGUUCGGUAUACAAGACCCUGCCAACCAGCCGCGCAUCCUGACGAAACCAAAGUGGUCACGGGAUAUGACUCCAGACGAGCUGAACGAGGUGGACGACGAAGCCUUCAAAGAGUGGAUCGAGUACCUCGAACUGGAGACAACGGGUCGUGAAGACGGCGCACAGCUCAAUCUGUACGAAAGGAACCUGGAGGUGUGGCGCCAGUUGUGGCGAGUGAUUGAGCGCUCCUCCGUACUCGUGCAUCUCGCUGAUGUCCGAUGUCCGCUACUCCACAUUAGCGACCAACUCAUGACGCACACUCGAACCAAGUUCCCAUGGAAGCGUAUCGUUUUGGUGCUAACGAAGACUGAUUUAGUGGCGGAGGAGCGUGCUCAGAGGUGGUCGGCGUAUUUGCAAGCUCGGUACGGACAAGAUAUCCCCGUGUUGGCGUACAGUCGCGACCGCGUCGGCGAGAGCAAUGCCACCUUGAUGAGAACUAUCGGGCAGGUGAGCGCUGGUAUCGACCACCGCAGUUUGAAUGACGAUUCUACUACCGAAGAACGACAGACAGACACACUCACAAUCGGGUUCGUGGGGGAGCCCAACGUCGGCAAAAGCUCGCUGCUCAACAGCCUCUUCGACCGCAAACUGGUGAGUGUGUCCGCCACUCCCGGCCACACAAAGCAUCUUCAGACGCACUACUUCGAGCAGGUAGACAUGCUGGAGCGUGACGACGGGGUCUUCUCGCGCGUCCUCGUGUGCGACUGCCCUGGUGUGGUGUUUCCUCGCUUCAACGUGCCGGUGCUGCUGCAGAUCCUUUUCGGCAGCUUCCCCAUUGCCCAGACGCGUGAGCCUUUCAGCGCUGUUCGGUUCAUUGCCGAGAACUGCGUGCCGCACCUGCACGAGGUGUACAAGCUCAAGCCCGUGGACGAAGAUGACGACGACUGGUGUCCCUACACGCUGUGCGAGUCCUUCGCCCAGCUACGCGGCUUCCGCAUGAAGGGCGGCAAGCUUGACGUGAACCGCGCCGCCAACAUGCUCCUCCGCGAUACGCUCAACGGCAAGAAGGUGGUGCUAUCCUUCCCUCCGCCGGCAGCCACGUGCAGCGGUGGCGCUGGGUCGUAA